Aspergillus affinis is the source of this 1512-nucleotide messenger RNA. Its product is annotated as esterase/lipase family protein. The transcript has 6 exons. Bases 1 to 1512 code for a protein of 503 amino acids. Lineage: Eukaryota; Fungi; Ascomycota; Eurotiomycetes; Eurotiales; Aspergillaceae. The record is from RefSeq and is a predicted model, not a curated record.
AUGGCCAACGGUACCCAUCACUAUACCGUUGAUCGCAUCGGAGCUUCACUUGUCUAUGAUGGGAGAGGUGUAAAUGGGCAGUUGGCAGAUCCUGCAGUCAACAUAGUGUUUGUCCACGGUCUACGCGGACACCCUAGGCGAACAUGGGAGUAUAACAGCGCGUGUCGAGACGGCACUCGUGGAACGGAGGGAAACUCGUCCAGAUUAUCGUUGUUGAAGUUCUGGUCGAAAGUGCCGCUCUCGCACAGCGUGGAUGUCAGCACAAAGCGAGCAAAAACAGGGGUAUUCUGGCCUGCAGAUCUCCUCCCGUUUGUCAUUCCCAACGCGAAGAUCUUUUCCUACGGGUAUGACGCCGAUGUCAUCCCGGGUAUUUUUAAGAGUACUAGCAGGAAUAGCAUCUUGCAUCAUGGAAAUGAUCUCAUGGUGAGGUUGGAGCGGGUAAUGGAUAAUAAGAAACCCAUCAUAUUUGUCGCACACAGCCUAGGUGGUCUCGUUGUUAAAGCGGCUGUGCAAAAAUGCAAAACAAGUUCUGACAUGAGAUAUCAAUCCCUAUAUCGCCGCUUCGACACAGUCGUGUUCUGUGGAACACCACAUAGAGUGAGCGAAGCAGGUGCAUGGGGCAAAGUAGCCCGUAAUCUCGUUGCUGCUGCAUUACGGGAUUCGAAUCCGAUCCUGGUCAGGGAUCUGGAAGUCGAUUGUCGGAUGCUCGAAUGUAUCCACCUUAACUUUCGAAAGAUCCUUCUCGAGGGCAGAAUCCGCAUACACACAUUUCAGGAAGGGCAGGGGCUAAAAGGAGUGAAGGGAUUUACCGGAAAGGUUGUGGAUGAUUUCUCCGCUCGCGUCGAUUACAAACCUGAAACCGUUGAGACGAUAGACGCCGGUCAUCUAAACAUGGUGCGGUUCAAGAACGAGAGAAAACCCGGUUUCCGAGCCUUAUCUAGAGUAUUGAGGAGAUAUGUAUUGACAGUGAACGAGCGGAAAUAUACACUAUGUAUACGCAAGGGUAAUGAAUAUUUCAAACGCCGCAUCCUUUUAUCUUUCCUGCAAGACAGAGAGAAAGCUCUCCGUUACUUUAUCCGAGCGUGCAGCCUUCUCAACCCCAUUGACUUCGACCGACAGACGUACGUUUACUCGAAGAUGAUGUUUGUCGAAAUGGAAAUAAGCUACUAUUGUCCGUUUCCUCGACCAAAACAAGCUCAGCAUCUACAUCAAGCCCAUGGAUAUGGGCUACAGGCCCUUGAAAAGGCCCAGCUAUUAAGAGACGUCACCAAGGUGGCUGAGAUCAAGCUCAUGCUGGCGUGUGUGAAAGCCCGAGAAGUCAAACUUGAUUAUAUCAUGGAAGUUGAUGAUCGGAUUCUAUCCAGGAAACGUGAGUUGAUAAUGAAGGAGAUCGGGGUAGCGAUGAAUAAUGUACGGACUAUGAAUCCGUCCAAUAUAACUGAGUUUGAGCAAUGGGGGAAGCGAGCGUUUAUGUCUUUAGAGAAAUUAAAUCUAGUUAGCUUGAGCGAGUAG